Exserohilum turcica Et28A is the source of this 1552-nucleotide messenger RNA. RefSeq lists its product as uncharacterized. Gene Ontology annotation, molecular function: NAD binding; quinone binding; NADH dehydrogenase (ubiquinone) activity. The record is from RefSeq and is a predicted model, not a curated record. Bases 35 to 1462 code for a protein of 475 amino acids. Gene Ontology annotation, biological process: mitochondrial electron transport, NADH to ubiquinone. The transcript is spliced from 2 exons. Lineage: Eukaryota; Fungi; Ascomycota; Dothideomycetes; Pleosporales; Pleosporaceae.
CCGCAAUCGUCGUAGAGAGAGAGCCAGAAUCACCAUGCCCGUCUCUUUUGCGCGUCUGGCCGGUCCCGCCGCCAAGCGGGCAUGCCUGAACGCCGCCCGCCCCCAGCUCCGAUCCGGAUUCCCUUCACGACCCAUUGCGCGGUGCCUGUCGACGUCGCUCCCCCGCCGAUACGCCCAAGUCGACGAGAGCCAGCGGACGCGAUUGGUUCCGACCGACUCCAACUUUGCAGGCGUCGCACCCACCGAGACGGCCCAGGAAACCCGGGCGGAGGAGGACGACCAAGUAGACACCAGGAAGAUCCGGCAUUACACAGUCAACUUUGGUCCCCAGCAUCCGGCUGCCCACGGUGUGUUGCGUCUGAUUCUCGAACUCAACGGCGAGGAGGUUGUGCGCGCCGACCCGCACGUCGGUCUGCUGCACCGAGGCACAGAGAAGCUGAUUGAAUACCGGACAUACCUCCAGGCGCUGCCGUACUUUGACCGUCUCGACUAUGUCUCCAUGAUGACCAACGAGCAGGUCUACUCGCUGGCUGUCGAGAAGCUGCUCAACAUUGACAUUCCCCUUCGUGCCAAGUACAUCCGCACCAUGUUUGCCGAAAUCACGCGCAUCCUGAACCACCUCAUGUCUGUCCUGUCUCACGCAAUGGACGUCGGUGCUCUGACGCCCUUUUUGUGGGGUUUUGAGGAGCGUGAGAAGCUCAUGGAAUUCUACGAGCGUGUCUCUGGUGCCCGUAUGCACGCAGCCUACAUCCGCCCCGGUGGCGUUUCACAGGAUCUCCCUCUUGGUCUGCUUGAUGACAUUUACCAAUGGGCCACGCAGUUUGGCGACCGCGUUGACGAGACAGAGGAGAUGUUGACAGACAACCGUAUCUGGAUUGGCCGUACCAAGGGCGUUGGUGUUGUCCCAGCUGCCGACGCCAUCAAUUACUCUUUCACCGGUGUGAUGCUUCGAGGAUCUGGUGUUCCAUGGGACGUGCGAAAGUCUCAGCCAUACGACGCCUAUGACCAGGUCGAGUUUGACGUUCCCGUUGGUGUCAACGGUGACUGCUACGACCGUUACCUCUGCCGCAUGGAGGAGUUCCGUCAGUCUCUUCGCAUCAUCCACCAAUGCUUGAACCAGAUGCCCGCUGGACCUGUCAAGGUUGAGGACUACAAGAUUGCUCCUCCCCCACGUGCUGCCAUGAAGGAGAACAUGGAGGCUCUGAUCCACCACUUUUUGCUCUUCAGCAAGGGUUACACGGUUCCUCCAGGUGAGACGUACACUGCCAUUGAGGCGCCCAAGGGAGAAAUGGGUGUGUACAUUGUCUCGGACGGUAGCGAGAGGCCAUACAGGUGCAAGAUUCGGGCUCCUGGAUUUGCACACUUGGCGUGCAUGGACCAAGUCUCCAGAGGCCAUUUGCUGGCCGACGUGGUGGCCAUUAUUGGAACCAUGGACCUGGUGUUUGGCGAAGUUGACCGGUAGUGUGUACAUUCUGCAAGCCAAUCAAUGUAUGAUUUUUUGUUGCAUUUCGCUGAGAUGUGAGGUUUGCCCAAGUUACCGAAUGCUAGAUGG